CUCAGCGAAAGAGUUUCAGCUGGACGUUUUGGUCGACGUCUGACUGGACGUCUCUGCUCUCUUCAGUCGAGUAGAAACGUAAUGGUGGACGGGUGGUGGGUCGGGCGGCAUAGUGUCAUUGAAAUUAUGUGAUUAGUGAUCCGUAGUGAGUUGUAGUGUGUUCAUAAAUAGAAACCUGUUAAGUACUUUACAACAGCGGAUACUGUCGUUUCCCUUUAAUGGAAUUUCGUUGGAUACAUCCGAACGCAUAAGGCUUGCUCGACUCAGAUUCCGAGCCAACUAGCAGACUACUAUCAGGCUGCUUUCUUCUCAAACAACGAAUCUGAUUGGUCCGAAGCCUUUCACAUAGCGCUCUGAAGCUACUUGGAUCUAGUCCAAAGGCUUUAAUCAAACGCGAUGACGAAGUAGCAAUUUUAGGUUUUAUAUAAACCACUCAAGAAAUAAGGAAACUGGAUGGAUAGAUAAUGGAGCAUCAAUUGGGUCGAAAGCAGAUAGCCUCGCCUGAAGUUGCUUUAGCUAGUGAAGUCUUUGAUCAAUUCUGUAAUGCUUCUACCUUAAAAUCAAUUCUUGGCCAUUUUCGUCAUCUCUGCGAUUUACUAAAACUAAAACCAAACACCUUCAAUCAAUUCUAUCCAAAGUUAAAAUCUAAAUUAAGAUCAUGGAAAGCACAGGCUUUAUGGAAAAAAUUCGAUCAACGUGCCAAUCACAAAUGCUACAACAGAGGAAAGGCAUGUCCGAAUACAAGGGUUUUGAUUAUUGGAGGUGGCCCGUGUGGCUUGCGGUCAGCCAUAGAGGCGCAACUGUUAGGAGCGAAAGUAGUUGUUGUGGAGAAACGAGAUCGAGUAACCAGAAAUAAUGUUCUUCAUCUCUGGCCAUUUGUUAUUCAAGAUCUUCGCAGUUUAGGCGCUAAGAAAUUUUUUGGAAAAUUUUGUGCUGGAGCCAUAGAUCACAUAAGUAUUAGACAACUACAAUGUAUUCUGCUUAAAGUUGCCUUGGUACUUGGGGUUGAAUUUCAUGAAAAUGUCAGCUUCGAUGCAUUGGUGCCCCCUCCUGAAAAUCAGGAGGAAAGCAAAAUCGGUUGGAGGGCAAAGACUACACCAGCCGACCAUCCAGUAUCUCAGUAUGAGUUUGAUGUUCUACUGGGUGCCGAUGGUAAAAGGAACACUUUGGAAGGCUUCAAGAGAAAGGAAUUUAGGGGAAAGCUAGCUAUUGCAAUAACUGCUAAUUUUAUAAAUAAAAAAACUGAAGCCGAGGCACGAGUUGAAGAAAUUAGCGGCGUUGCAUUUAUUUUCAAUCAAAAAUUUUUCAAGGAAUUGUAUCAAGUGACGGGUAUUGAUUUAGAAAACAUUGUUUACUACAAAGACGACACCCAUUAUUUUGUUAUGACUGCCAAAAAACACAGCCUUAUUGACAAAGGUGUCAUCCUUCAGGAUCAUGCAGACACUGCCAAGCUUCUGGCAAUGGAGAACGUUAAUCGAGAAGCGUUGAUGCAGUACGCAACUGAGGCUGCGGAGUUUUCGACUGAGUAUCAAAUGACUAACAUGGAAUUUGCUGUUAAUCAUUACGGGCAACCAGAUGUAGCCAUGUUUGAUUUCACGUCAAUGUAUGCCGCUGAAAAUGCGAGUAGAGUGUUGGAGCAAAAAGGUCAUCGAUUGCUCAUGAUUUUGGUCGGGGACAGCUUGUUGGAACCAUUUUGGCCAACAGGAUCUGGGUGUGCUCGGGGAUUUCUUAGUUCCUUAGAUGCUUGCUGGGCCAUCAAAGCAUGGAGUACCAUGACUCCGUUGGAAGUUUUAGCCGAACGGGAAUCUAUUUACAGACUUCUUGGGCAAACAACACCAGAAAAUCUCAAUCGAGAUUAUGCUGCGUACACUUUGGAUCCUCACACAAGGUAUCCAAACUUGAACCCUCGGCUGGUCACACCGAUUCAAGUGCGUGGCCUCUUGGAUACGGAUGAUCCAGAUAACAUUGAACAGCCUUCCAUGCAACCAGCUGUAGAUAUUCCCAAAAAGCGACGUCGUAGGGAUCUUGGAACAGACUCUCAGGUCCAUCCAGACGUACUUCUUCAUUGGUUGCGCAAACAAGUGGCUCUCUAUAACACGGUGCACAUAGCUGAUAUGAGUUCGUCGUUCAAAGAUGGUUUGGCUAUCUGUGCAAUAAUUCAUAGAUACAGGCCUGAUCUAAUAGAUUUUCAUUCUUUGAAAUCUGAAGAUGUUGAAAAAAAUAAUCAACUCGCAUUCGAUAUACUGGAAAAGGAGCUGGGAAUUUCACCGGUAGUGACUGCGGACGAAAUUGCUUCCUGUGAUGUGCCUGACAAGUUAGAUAUGUUUUCAUAUCUCACUCAAAUAUAUGAAACAUUUCGGGGUGAAAUUCCACACAUUAAGCAUCCAAAGUUGGAACCUGAAACCGAGGAUAGGCCAACUUUCACCAAACAAUUGAAACAACUAACUCCGGAACAAAGAGCACAGCUGUUGGGUCGUAUUACUAAACAAGAUGGUACUUCCCGUACAAGACACUCACGUUCUAGGCAUGGCAACGAGUAUGGACAGUCAGCAUCAGAAAAAAAAGCUGAUUCACUAAGUCGCCGAUCCAGAAAACGACGGAGUACCGACAAAAUGGGUGCAACAACGGAGGAAAGAUUGAAGAGACUCGAAGAUAUAGAAAAUAAUCGAAGUGAGCGUAUGAUGAAACGUCAGUACUUAAGAAAAAUGGCGAAUCAGCAGUUCUAUAAAAGUAUGCAGAUGCUACAGGCAAAUGCCAAACGAGACAAGGAUGAACCGUUUGAAGAUUAUUCUAUAUUUCUUUAUCGACAAACAGCGCCCGAUUUCAAAGAUAGGGUGAAAGAGCUAGAACAGAAAAUACUUUAUCCAGAUAGGGAUCCAAAGGUUGGAGGUGGACCACAACGGGGUGCUGCUGACGAAGAAUUUUCUGGUCGAAUAAAAAAUAUUGAAGACAAAUUGAAAGGGACAGCACCAACUGAAAAAAAGCCCAGAGAUCUUUUACGCGCCAUCGGAAAAAUAGAACCGAGUGAUUGGAAUGUCAAGGAAAUAGAGAAAAAAAUUGAAGAAAAUAAAAUGGGACGCGGAGCCCGUCAGCAAAAAGUUGAACGGGUCCCGAAAUGGAGUAGAGAGCAGUUUUUAGCUCGACAAAUCAAGAUGGAGAAAAAAGGACGAGACCCAAAUGAUUCGGAUAGUAAGUACGCUGAUUUUGACAAUACCCUCAAGUUUAUCGACAAGAAGAUUAAGGAGGGUAACGUUCUUGGUCACAAUAAAGUCUCUGCCAUGGCCGAACAAUUUGCCAAUAAAAAUCAAGAAGCUGAACAAAAAGUGCAAAGAUCGAAUUCUAAGGCGGCGCUAGUAUUACCUGCGCAAGGAGGAUCAGAGAUGUGUCAUUUUUGCAACAAGCGAGUUUAUCUGAUGGAAAGGCUUAGUGCUGAGGGCAAAUUUUUCCAUCGUGGCUGUUUCCGUUGUGAAUAUUGUUCAACAUCUCUUAGAAUCGGAAGUCACAUGUUUGAUAGAGAAAAAUCUGGUGGUAGAUUUUACUGUACGCAACACUUCGGAUUGUCCGGAACGAUGAAAGCUAGAGUGGAGAAGAAGAAGAUAUCACUCAUCAAUAAGGAAAAUAUUCCUAAUCUUUCUCCUUCCAUGAAGACACCAGAAAAACCUAAAACACCUUUGGAAGGAGUAGUGGGACUUGAUUUGUUAGACCGUGGCCAAACACCUGAAAGAAUAGAAUUUGAAAAUCUGGCUGGCUUGUCAGAUGCGGAAGAAGCUCAGAGUCAAAUGGACGAAGAUGAAUGGACGGAUCGCAACUUUGGUGCGUCUACCGCAGAAAUGGGAUCCAGUGAUGAAAUGUCCUGCAUAAGUGAUUCUGAUGAUGAUAACGAGGUGUACGAGGAAGCCUUAGAUCAACCACUCACUACUGAAGGAACCUUAGAACUUGCAAAGAAAUGGACUCUACGCUAUUCUCACCCACAUGCCUCAGGACAGCAUUCAGAUUCCGGAAGUAACGAGUACGAAGAUUACACAACUGAAGAUGAUGAAAGCGGUACAGCCACAGAAGAUGAGGAUGAUGAACGUGCCAGAAAAUUAAGAAAACAAGAAGUUUGGCUGGAAGAUCGACCCCAUGGAUCUGAAACUGAUACCGGUUCUGAUACAGAGGUGGCUUCGGAUGACGACUCAGCUGAAGAGAGCGAUGAAAACUCGGCAACAGAAAUUUCGACAGACUCUGAAUUCGAGCAUGAUGGCACAACACCCACACAACACGAGAUACCAGAGAUAACCAUAAACGAUUCAUUUGUUCGAAAAAGUAGAGGAAACUACGUGGAACCAAUAACUGUCCAAGUGAAGAGUCACGUCAUAUCUCCAAUGAACGGUAACUUAAAAGAGAACAAAGGUGCAGGUGUGCAAUUGGAAUUUUCUAAGAUUAAUGCCAAUAAGGAAUUGGGUGUUGGUACCAAUCAAGCCAAGUUACACAUAGUCCAAUCAAGUCCUAAAAUAGCUUCACCUAGCCCGCUCGUCAAUCCCAGAAAGGGUGAUUAUCUCUUGAAUCGCACGCAUUCCACAGAAGGUAUUGCAUCAAAACUCUCUUUGGAACUUAAGAAACGGUACUUACUUGGCAGUUCCGCACUGACUGGAUCUGUCAUGAAGUCGGGUUCGACGUCGAAUGUAGAUACAAAAUUAAGAAGCUUCACAGACAUCAUAUCCCAACACCAAAAGCUACUGAAUCCAGCUCCUGAACCCAGUCCAACAAUGCAAGCAUUUUUACAAGGCACAAAUAAGUUGCGAUCUAGCAAUAUUCAGCUUUCCCCUCUUUCACCAUCUACUGUCAUGACAAGUUCACCUUUCAAAGGAGCUUCACCUCUUCAAUCUCCAAAAAUACUCUCGGACAUUGAAUUGAAUAAAUCAGCAGAUACAUCCGAUGUAUCUAAAGUACCCCUACCAGACUUAAUAAAAGAAACAAAUAUCAUGAAGUCUAAAACUGACCCGAAUAUUGUCCACAAAGAUUCUCAGAAUAUAACUGACCGAAAGUUAAUCGAACAAAUAGUCAUGACUGACGUUUCGAAAACUGUGGUACAUGCCAAUGAAGAAUCGAUAACAAACGUGUGCAAAGAAUCGGACAGAAAUACUGAAGAUGGUGACCCAGCAUAUGAAAGUAUUGAGUGCCGACCUCGAAGCCCAUUACAUGAAACUUCGAUCAUUGUGCCAAAAGUAGAUUGGAGAAAAAACAAUAAGGAAGACUGUAAAGAAACUGAGACAUCCGAGGACUCAGAAAUGGAUAGUGAUUCUUUAUCUUGCAGCGGAACGGAAUUUGAAGAAUUACCUGGAGCAGUGGAGCACGCCGCAACUAAUUUAUCACCUCCCAGAUUACAAAUACAUAGCACUAGCGGUGAGUUACUGCUUGAUGAAGAAACUGGUAACGAGAAGCAACUUGAAGUUGGUAUAUCAUUUGAACCAGAUUCAAUUGAAUGUGUUCAAGCAGAUGAAAGAGGAGUGGUUAAUCCAGUUAUAAGUAAAUUGUUUGAGACUCAUUCAUUCGGAAAUGUCAAUAUCCCUGAAAGAGAAGAAGCGCUUAAUAAUAAUUUGAGUUAUUUGGAACCAAAGGAUGGCGGUAAAAACACAUUGAGUAAUUGUAGCAGUCCAACAUCUGCCAGAUCAGGUGCGUCUAGUGAGCAUGAUGAUUCUGAAGAAAAUGAUAUCACAACUGCCGCACUUACGGAAACUGAGUUUUCGGAAUGGGCCCGAGAUGGCGAAGGAUUGGUUUCUGAGGAUUUACGUGAUGUCGAGUUCAAUAUAAACCCUGAAUUCGUAACCACGCGCAGUAGUAGAAAGCACAAACAUGUGAGUGUGCCUCAUGAUAAUGUUCCAGCUAGAAUAGCUAGGGAAGAAGAUGUAACUGACUUAGAUUCUGAUAGUAACAAAAUAAGCACAGAAAUUGAGCUUCCCAUUAAUCACACUUCAGAACUUCUUGCCAACGGUGAGAAUAUAGAUUUUAUGGAUACUGAUAACGAGUCUCUUUUAGAUGACAGUUUGCAAGAUGCUACCAAUACAACUUUAUUGAAAAAUAGAGGGUACAUCGAAUUCGUGAAUGUCAAAGAAACAACUCCCAUUCAAACUUCACACAUAUGUUCGUCUGAAGCCCCAAUUGCAGAAACAGAGUAUGAUCAUGAAUUGGGUUCAGAUGAUGAUCAGUACAAGGACGAAAAUGUCAUAGAAAUAAAUCCCAUUACUAUGAACGACAUUAAAGAUAGAUUAUACAGUACCGUUAACAAGAACGUGAAACUAGAAUCCUAUCACAGUCCUGCAACUGGACAAGAUGAGAAUGAAACUCCUGAGGAAUGUGUAAAGAAAGAAGUUUUUCAAUCAAUGGAAGAGGAUAGUUUGUUAGUAGCUGAACCUGCUGAAGAUACCACGACUAGUGAAAUAAUAACUGUACUUGCUAGUCCUAUAAAUCCACAUCCUUCGACAGCUUUAAUGAAGACAGAAAGUCACGAUACCGAACCGUUGAAACAAGUUUCUCCUUCGCAUGAUGGAAAUAGUCCUGAUUAUUUGGAAUAUGUGAAACGUUUACAAUCCAGAAUUGCAGAGUUCAGCAAUGCAAAAGAUUCUAUAGAUGUGAGGAAAGGUAGAAGAAAAAGUUCAAAGUGUUUGGGACAUUUACGCUCGCAGGAGAUGAUUGCAGAAGAGGUAAAAACUCAGGAAGCUCAAGGUAAUAACAGUUUUAAUUCGCCUGCAACAUCUCGCAAACUUGAAGAAAUCACGAGAGAACGAUCUAAGCAGAAAUAUCUUAUACAGGAUAUAUUAAUGGAUAAAUUACAGGCUCAGAAGCUGAAGUCAGCUGAGAAAAAAGCCAAAAGAGCGGCCAGAACAUUUUCAUUCAGUCCUGGUAGCAUUGUAUCUCCUGCAAAACCAUUGAAUGUUCUUGAAUCAUCUCCUGUGCCACCGAAAUUUACACCAACAUCUACAACAACUCCGACGAACAGCCCAGUUCAUACUACUUUUGCUGAAGCAAAAAAAGCACUGGACUUAGAAACACCAGUAGUAUGUUUUACACCGGUAAACACUGUUGAUCACUUGAAUUUUGGCAUGCUAGAAAAACAAACAACUCGCAAAGCUUUCACUCAGAAGUUCCUCAAUUCAGAGAAAUCUGUUGCGCAAAUGUCAGAAAGUGGAGUAUCGGGAGCUCCUCAGACGAUGAGCAAUGUCUAUAGUAGUGAAUUCAUCACUCCUACAGCUCCACCAAGAAUCAAACACGAAGAAGCUAAACGGACGGCCGAAAAAGCUAAACAAGAUGCUCGUGCUCGGGCCAGACUAAAGAGUGAUGAGGACUUAGGUUUGAGUCCUGAAGAUAGAAUAAGACAGUUAAGAAUGAAAGUGCCAAGAAGACAGCUUUCCGUGGAGGACAACAGGGGAGUUAAUGAAGAAUUGAUGCCUGAAUUGAGAACGCGGCAUUAUAGUUUCGGCUCACUAAGCCCAGGAAAAAAAUUGCAAACUAGCAAAAGUACUGACAAUGUGAAGGUGUUUACUAAAAAGGUGAACACCGAGACUAAAGUAUCUGGAAAUGCCAAGUCUAUGGAUGAACUGUUGCAGUCUUCAGAAACUAAAUGUGAAAAUGACGCGAUCAUAAGCAAGAGGGACAAGAAAAAAUCAAAGGAUCCCGAAAGAAGGAAAAGUAUUAUUCAAGCAGUAUCCGAUUUCUUCAAAAAAAAAGAAACUUCGUUGUCACCGCCAAACCAGAGGGAUAAAUUUUCAAGGUUCAGACUACCCACGAAGCUUAGGGAUAAAGGGAAGUUGUAUAAAUCAUAUUCGGAUGGGUCAGAUCUUGACAAGGAAUCAUUCCACAAAUUGAAUAACAGACCUAAAAGUGUUUGUGAAGGAAUGCUGAUGGGAAGUUUUCUUGAUGGAAGUCCACCAUUGGUUCCACCCCCGCCAGUGCACUAUGCUCUCACUACCUCACAGUUGUCAGAUGAUACUUUGUCUGAGGAAGACUCGAAAACUACGGCUCUAUCGAUUUCACAGACCCAUCGAGUGUCAUUACCUGAAGAUUCAUGUCACAGUAUGCCACGUAAAGAAAAAACUGCUAAGAGACAAGCCAGGCAGACACAACUAAAAAGAUUACGAAUGGCACAAGAAAUCCAACGAAAAUUGGAAGAAACUGAGGUAAAGCAACGAGAACUGGAGAGCAGAGGUGUCAGCGUAGAAAAAGCUCUACGUGGGGAAGGAGAAUGUUUGGAUCGAGAGGAGGCUGAUUUAUUGCGUGAAUGGUUCGACUUAAUGAGAGAACGAACGGAAUUAAGAAGAUACGAAAAAGAAUUACUGGUACGAGCUCAAGAAUUGCAAUUAGAAGAUCGACAUGAACGUCUCGAACAGGAAUUGCGUGAACGCUUAGCUGACGAUGAUGGAGGAAAGACAAGCGACGAUGUGAAAAAGGAAGGAGAAAUUCUCACAGAGAUGCUGGAAAUUGUAGCGAAAAGAGACUCCCUAAUUGCUUUACUGGAAGAAGAGCGACAAAGGUGGCGUAGACCCUCGUGCCCAACACUCACUGCACCUGCCACAGCCAUUGUCACCUCUAACGGUAUCAAGACGAAGACCGUGACCUGGAAGCUCAAAUGUUGGUUAAAGGACUAACUCCUUCCAAGAACUCAUCCUCUCCAUGAAAUUACAAUGCCAAGUGCAAAUUGCUUCUCUUGUACCCAGAUGCAGGCUAUGCUAAUCAUUUUUGAAUUUAUGUAGUUCAAUCUGAUGACAUGAUAUCGAGCUUAUUUGUGUGCUCGGAAAACAAUCACAAUUAAACCACAGUGAUUGCGAUCAGAUCAAUUAUACAAAUUUAUACAACAAAACAUGCAUGCAAUAUUUUUAUCGAUUAUUUUCACAAAAUCAAGUAAGAAAAAUCGUGAUAUGUAUAUUCUAUAAUAUGAUAAGUUUUAAGAAUCUAUUUUUCAUGUUCGUUAAUAGACUGGGAUAAUUAUUAGUUCAUAAUUUUUCAUAAUGUACCAACUAUAUUGAAAUGUAAAUAGGUCACAAUGGACAGUCUAAUUUUCAUACUAAAAUGGCUUAUAAAUUAUUUUCAAUUUUAUAUUUAAAUUUUGCGACAUAUUUCGUUACAAUUGAUCAAAAAUACAGACGUAGGUGUGACGCAUGCUGCAACCUUCAACUAUUAUGCCUAACCAGUGAGUAAAGGAAUAAGGAGUAUUUACUCGCUUGAAGUGAAAUUUUUAAAGCAAUAAAACAGAUGUUUCGAGUGCAUUUUUCACAGUUCAAGACUGGUAAUAAUGAUAUGCGGAUCCUAUUUUACCGAUUUUAUUUAUCAAAAACGAUAAUCUUAUCGAGAGUUCUCUUCUCGGAAUUAUAAAUGUCAUUACUUACAGAAGGUGGAAUUGAACAAAAUUUACACGAAUGAGUAAAAACC
Messenger RNA from Diprion similis, 9405 nucleotides. RefSeq names its product F-actin-monooxygenase Mical (gene Mical). Lineage: Eukaryota; Metazoa; Arthropoda; Insecta; Hymenoptera; Diprionidae. Gene Ontology annotation, molecular function: protein binding. Bases 465 to 8624 code for a protein of 2719 amino acids. The record is from RefSeq and is a predicted model, not a curated record. The transcript has 28 exons.